AUGUGUGACACCUGUCAAUGUCAGAAGUCCCGAAGCGCCACAAAGUUGACAUCUUCGACAUCUGACCAUGGACUGACGUCGUGGGGCCGUGCCAAGCUCUCGAAACAUCUCCACAAUCUUCUCUUCGCGAUACAUCCAACACCCACAAUCACGGCCCCUCCACCAUUCCUCUCCCCAAAUCUCCCCCAAAAGACCACCCACGACAACUUCACCAUGCUCACAAGGAGCGCGCUAUGCCCCACGAGGGCCUUUGCAACCCGCUUCACCCCCGCCAUACUCGCCCCAUAUUCCACGUCUGCGUCAUCCUUUCCCGCCAGCACACGACCCGCCAAGCAGCAGCAGCAGCAGCAACAACACCAACGGACGCCUUUCACCCCACGCGUCACAUUCUCGAGUCGAAUUUCCCUCCGCAGUGCAUCAUCUGCGCCCUCACAGUCCGCGCCCGGCUCUGCAUCGCCCGCGCAGCCUCAACUCACAUGGGACGCCUUCUUCGCUCUGCGCCGCACGCGCAGGAGAAUUGGACAGGCUUGCUCGGUCAUAGGUGCGGCGGGUGUGACGUACUAUGGUCUGACGACCAUGAUCAACAAUGGCUACGACGCGACGCUGUCUGCGCAACUGGGCGGAUUUGACCCCUUCAUGCUCAUGGGGUUGAGUACGCUGGGGAUGAUGGCUGUGGGGUGGCUGAUUGGACCUGUUUUUGGCAAUCAGGUGUUUAAUUUGGCGUAUCGGGGUGUGCUGGCCGAGUUUACUAGGAAAGAUACAACCUUCUUCAACCGCAUCAAGCGCCACCGUGUCGACCCAACAGCUUCAUCGCUUGCAAAUCCCCCGCCAGACUACUACGGCGAAAAGAUCAGUAGUGUAGCAGGGUACCGACGGUGGUUGAAGGACCAGCGCGCCUUCAACCUCAAGACCGGACGCUACAAGGGCGCCAUCAAGUCCCAAUAG
Molecule: messenger RNA, 945 nt
Organism: Plenodomus lingam JN3
Lineage: Eukaryota; Fungi; Ascomycota; Dothideomycetes; Pleosporales; Leptosphaeriaceae
Biological process (GO): protein import into mitochondrial matrix
Cellular component (GO): PAM complex, Tim23 associated import motor
Source: RefSeq, a predicted model, not a curated record